AUGGACAGUGGAGAAGCCUCCGCUGGAGGAGCAGCUCCAAUUGAGGUUGCAAUAGCGUCAAAGGAUUCGGUGACGGAUUAUGUCAAGACGGCCGGUUUGGCGUUGCUUGGUACUAUGGACCAAGCGGCCCAGUUGCAAAUGAUCUUGGACGAGUCAGACGCCGUAGCAAAAUUCAUCAGCGAUCCACAGACGCAGGUACUCGUUGUCGACCGAACCGUGCAUCGAGACCAAUCUGGAGAUGCAGAUACAGGCGAUGAGAGUGAGUCGGUAGUCGCGGUGUUCACAGUUCGUAAUGAUGUCCUUUAUCGAACGGACAAAAGUACGUCGAUAGUGUACAUGAAGAGAGGUGGUGUGCUGGAAGCCGAUAAACCGAUCGCAGAUCAACUACGAGUGAUAGUGCUGAAUGAGGGCAAUCCCUAUGAAACACUAUUUUCACUAAUCGGCAAAGCAGUGACUCCUUAUUUCAAGUCGUUUAUCAAGGAGAGCGGUCGAGGUGAACGCGAUGGCGAUAAGUUAGCGCCAACUGUUGAGAAAAAUCUCAAUGAGGCUGAGGUUGCCCUGUUACAUCUCCAGCAGAACAUUGACAUUCCGGAAAUCAAUCUUGUAAUCAAUCCACACAUUCAAGCUGCGAUUCAGAAAGCUAACAAAGAGGGCAGAAAAGCAAAGGUGACCGAUUUGGGUGAUCUUGUUGAGGAUGCACAAUUUUUGAACAGUCUUCAGUCUGGAGUGAACAGAUGGAUCAAGGAAAUACGAAAGGUAACAAAACUGGAACGUGAUCCAGGUUCAGGCUCAUCACUGCAAGAGAUGACAUUCUGGCUCAAUUUGGAGCGUGCAUUACAGAAAAUACUUCAGAAAAGGGAAUCUGAAGAGGUAACACUAACCCUCGAGGCUCUCAAAUGUGGAAAAAGGUUCCAUGCAACGGUGUCGUUUGAUACAGAUACAGGUCUCAAGCAAACGCUAGCCCUUGUAACCGACUACAACUCCUUGAUGAAGGACUUCCCGUUGAAUGAAUUAGUAUCGGCCUCUGAUUUGGAGUCGAUCAAAAUUGCGCUUGGUAACGUAUUCGGACACAUGAAAAAGAUUAGAGCUACUAAAUAUCCGGUUCAACGUGCUUUACGGUUCAUUGAAGCCAUUUCACGCGAUAUGAAUGGGCAAAUAUUAAAGGUACUCGGUACUCGUCGCCUUAUGCAUAUCUCCAUAGUUGAAUUUGAUCAACUUAUGAUGCAAUGUAUACAGUUAUUCACAAAAUGGGAUGAUGAAUACGAUAAAUUUAUCACCCUUCUACGUGAUAUAUCGAAGAAAAAACGAGAUGAACCCGUAAAGCUGAUGUGGAAGGUCAUGCCCUUGCAUAAGAAGCUCGAAGGACGUCUUGUCCAAAUAAAGGCUUUCAGGAAACAGCAUGAGCAACUUCGAGUGGUUAUUGCUCGUGUACUACGCCCUGCUGGAACGCCAUCUACCGAGUCUCAGCCAGAUACUCAAUCACACUCGGGCGAAGUGACUCCAGUGGACCAGGUCAACCUUGCAUACGAGUUUGUUAAAGAGGUAGACUGUUUGGACGUGAGUAUCGAGGGCACCACUGCAUGGGAUGCUGCACAGCGCAGGUACGAGGAGCAAAUUGCUCGUGUCGAAACUGCAAUUACAUCAAGGCUUAGAGAUCAGCUUGGUUCAGCUCGCAAUGCUAACGAGAUGUUUAGCAUUUUCAGCCGUUUCAAUGCCCUGUUCUGUCGUCCACAAAUUCUUGGAGCAGUUCGCGAAUAUCAAACUCAGUUAAUUCAGAGAGUGAAAGAAGACAUUGAAAGGCUACAGGCCAAAUUCACGAAACACUACGCGGAAAAGCGAGGCGAAAUUCUGACUCCUACAUUUGAUAUCCCACCAGUUUCCGCCAAUAUCAUUUGGAUCCGCCAAAUAGAACGUCAACUGUCCCUGUAUAUGCAGAGAGUCGCCUCAGUACUGGGUACAGGCUGGGAAAAUCACGUCGAAGCACGCCAAUUGAAAUCAGAAGCAGAUAACUUCCGCAAAGUGCUCGAUACUCAGCCUUUGUUCGAGAACUGGGUGGAACAGGUGCUCGCGAAAGGAACGAAUAUGCCCGGUCGAGUCUUCGUCAUUGAUCGACGAUCCAAGGAUGGAAAACCAUACCUACACCUCAAAGUCAACUUCAGCCCCGAAAGUAUAGUUCUACACAAAGAGGUACGAAAUCUGAAAAAUAUGGGUUUCCGCAUUCCGCUGAAAGUAGUGAAUGCUGCUCAUCAAGCUAAUCAGAUCUAUCCAUUCGCCAUCAGUCUUCUUGAGUCCACUCAGACUUAUGAAUCGAUUAAUGAGCGGCUGGCACAAAAGACCGGUAUUGAUACGUUGAUUGCAAGCUACAAAAAGGAUAUACAGUCACAGAUAGCCGAUGGGUAUCAGUUGAAUUGGGAGUCGUAUAAAAUUGAUCCCUACGUCACGAAACUGGCUGAAACGGUCAACAACUACCAGGAGCGCGUCGAAGACCUCAUCCUUAUUGCGGACAAUAUCGAAGUUGACUUAGCGGCAUUGGAUACCUGCCAAUACAACGCUGUUACCAUUGGUGCCCAACUGGCUUCUAUACAAAAGUCUGUUGAUCAGCUAGCACUCGGCAACUAUUCGAAUCUGACACAAUGGGUUGAUAAAUUGGACAAGAAGAUUGAAGCAAAACUGGCUGCUCGUGUUGAAGAGGCAAUACGACUAUGGACAUUGGUCUAUUCAGCCAGUGAGGAAGUAGAUGAAUACAAGGAGAGCAACGUUGCCCUUCCACCUGUUCAUCCUGUCCUCAUCGAGAUUCGACUUACUGCUCAAACCAUCUACAUUAGUCCAUCGAUAGAACAAGCAAGAGCCAAAUUGCUUGAGCAAUUGGUAGAAUGGCAUGCAGUCGUCACUAGUCAGCCACGAAUCAGCAGUACGCGGUUCCAGCUGGCAAUGAAUCGUGACCUGAACGUAGCCACGUACAAGAACAUUCUCAGUCGCCUACCCAAUGGGUUAGGUGUACUCGAAAAGGCCUACACUACGGUGGACCGUAUUCUGAGGGAGGUAGACGAGUACGUGAAUGAAUGGCUUCGUUACCAAGCCCUUUGGGAUCUCCAAGCGGAGAUGCUCUACGAGAGACUCGGUACUGAUCUGUCGAAGUGGAUGAAGACCCUUGUAGAGAUCAGGAAAAGUCGCAGCACAUUUGACACUCAGGAUACGAAGAAGGAAAUAUUCCCAGUGAUAGUUGAUUAUGCCAAAGUACAGCUGAAAGUCACUCUGAAGUACGAUUACUGGCACAAGGAAGUUCUUCAAAAGUUUGGUACUGCUGUCGGCAACGAAAUGCAACAGUUCUUUGGAAAUAUCUCGAAGUGGCGUGAAGAGCUGGAAUCGCAGGGUGUUGAUUCUGGCACGACAACUGAUGCUGUAGCUCUCAUUACCUACGUUCAAACACUGAAGAAGCAAACGAAAGUCGGACAAGAGACGGUUGACCAAUUCCGAGCAGCCCAACGAUUAUUGUCACAACAACGUUACCAAUUCCCUGCUCAAUGGUUGUAUGCGGAGAAUGUCGAAGGUGAAUGGUCGGCGUUGACAGAGAUUUUGCUUCGUAAAGAUUCGUCAAUACAGUCGCAGGUUAACAACCUACAAACGAAAAUCCGUGAAGAAAAUGAGAUGGUUGAAAAGCGUACACAAGAGACCCUGUCCGAAUGGGAACGUGCGAAACCAGUCGAAGGAGCUCAGAGGCCAAAUGAGGCUCUUGCUGCGCUCAACACAUUCGAACAGAAAAUCGCCAAGUUGUCAGAGGAUCGUGAAAAAAUGCGCAGAGCUCGUCAUGCGCUCGAUAUGGCUGAUCCUGCUGGAGUUCCUGUGGAUGCCGAUAAACUAGCGGUCGCUGCAGAAGAAUUAGCUGACUUGAAGGGUGUCUGGCAAGCCUUAACACCAAUCUACACUUCAAUUGAUGAAAUGAAGGAGAAAACAUGGUUGUCAGUUCAACCACGCAAAUUGCGCCAGUCCCUCGAUGAACUCAUGAGUCAGCUGAAGCAUCUACCGGUGAAAUACAAGAGUUACAAGAGUUAUGAGUACGCCAAGCAAAUGAUGCAUAACUACUCGAAAAUGAAUAUGCUGGUCAUGGAACUGAAAUCCGAGGCAUUGAAAGAACGUCAUUGGCGUCAGAUGAUGAAGGAACUGCGAGUUACGUGGAAUCUGUCUGAUCUAACUCUUGGACAGGUCUGGGAUGCUGAUUUGCAACGUCAUGAGCAUGCAAUUAAGCAGAUCUUGCUAGUGGCUCAAGGUGAACUCGCUUUGGAGGAGUUCUUGAAGCAGAUGAAAGAUUUCUGGCAAUCCUACGACGUCGAGCUGGUUAACUACCAGAAUAAGACAAGGCUCAUCAAAGGUUGGGAUGAGUUGUUCAACAAGCUAAAGGAACACCAGAAUUCAUUGGCUGCGAUGAAACUGUCACCAUACUACAAGCAGUUCGAAGAGAAUGCACUGUCCUGGGAAGAGAAGUUGAAUCGUAUCAGCGCUAUGUUCGAUGUCUGGAUUGAUGUGCAACGUCGAUGGGUGUAUUUGGAAGGUUUAUUCUCUGGAUCAGCCGAUAUUGCCACCUUGCUGCCCAUUGAAAGCGCUCGUUUCUCUAGCAUUUCUACGGAGUUCUUGGCUUUGAUGAAGAAAGUCACCCAAGCACCGCGUAUUCUUGAUGUAGUCGGUAUGCAAGGAGCCCAACGUCUUCUUGACAGACUCGCGGAUAUGCUUUCAAAAAUCCAAAAAGCUCUUGGCGAAUAUCUCGAAAGGGAGAGGGCAUCAUUCCCUCGAUUUUACUUUGUGGGAGACGAAGAUCUGCUCGAAAUCAUGGGUAAUAGCAAAGAUAUCACACGUCUACAGAAGCAUCUCAAGAAAAUGUUUGCUGGUGUGACAGCGAUUGAUGUCGGAGAAGAGGAUCGCAUAAUUACUGCACUUCACAGUCGUGAAGGUGAGCGGGUGGACCUUGUUCAACCUGUUCAUACGAAAGAAGUUCGUAUUAAUGACUGGUUGAAGGCAUUGGAAGCGGAAAUGAAACAUACCUUAGCAAGACUUCUGGGUCAGUCACUGAUACAUUUCGCAAAACUGGACAUUGACACGGUAACUCCUGAAGAGUACAUGGAAUGGCUGGAUAAGUACCCGGCACAAGUUAUUGGACUGACUGCGGAGAUUUGGUGGAGUAAUCAAAUGGAGAUUGCACUAUCUGACGGCAAGGAUGUGGAAACAGUUGAACAGGCAGUAUCGGCGACGCUGGCACUGCUAGCUGAUUCCGUGCUGAAAGACCAGCCGGCAAUUAGAAGAAAGAAGAUCGAGGCCUUGAUCACGGAGUUUGUACACAAAAGGGAUACAUGCAGAAGACUCACCACUGACGCUGUUAAAAGUCAGACAGAUUUUGGCUGGCUGCAGUGCAUGCGUUUUUAUUUCGAUCCAAAACAGCCUGAUGCAGCACGUUGUUGCGUUGUAAAAAUAGCAAAUGCACAAUUUUACUAUGGUUUCGAGUACUUGGGUAUUCAAGAAAGGCUUGUGCGUACUCCACUUACGGAUCGUUGCUACCUGACGAUGACCCAAGCAUUGCACUCCAGACUUGGUGGAUCUCCAUUCGGACCAGCCGGUACAGGAAAAACUGAGUCUGUAAAGGCACUCGGUCAUCAGCUGGGUCGAUUCGUGUUAGUAUUCAACUGCGACGAAACGUUCGAUUUCCAGGCAAUGGGUCGAAUUCUGGUUGGUCUGUGUCAAGUCGGAGCCUGGGGUUGCUUCGAUGAGUUUAAUCGACUGGAAGAGCGUAUGCUGUCAGCCGUAUCUCAACAGAUCCAGACUAUCCAGGAGGCAGUACGUGCUGGUGGUGAAAUGACAGUUGACUUGGUUGGAAAACGAUUAAAUGUAAAUCCAAAUAUUGGUAUCUUCAUCACAAUGAAUCCUGGCUACUCUGGUAGAUCAAAUCUGCCUGAUAACUUGAAACAGCUGUUCCGAAGCUUAGCCAUGACUCAGCCUGAUCGUCAACUUAUCGCCCAAGUUAUGCUCUUCUCUCAAGGUUUCCGUACUGCUGAAGUCCUUGCGAAUAAGAUUGUUCCCUUGUUCAUUCUUUGCAAGGAGCAGCUUUCGUCCCAAUGUCACUACGAUUUCGGUCUUCGUGCUCUGAAGUACGUGCUAGUGUCCGCAGGAAAUGUAAAGCGUGACAAACUCGCUAAAAUGGGAUCGGCAGCGUUGGAAGAUGUGGCCGAGCAGCAGAUGUUGAUUCAAUCUGUCUGCGAAACAUUAGUGCCGAAACUUGUGAGCGAAGACAUUGCCCUACUUUUCUCACUGCUGUCUGACGUCUUCCCGUCGAUUCACUACACACCAAAUCAAAUGAUUGAAUUACGUCAACUUAUUGCUCAAGUAUGCGAUGAACUCAUGUUGUGUCACGCCGAUAUCACUGGCGAAUUGGGAGCGGCUUGGAUUGAAAAAGUGCUGCAACUGUAUCAAAUCACUAAUCUCAACCAUGGUCUCAUGCUCGUCGGCCCAAGUGGUAGUGGUAAAACCACUGCAUGGAAGGUGCUGCUCAAAGCAUUGGAGCGAUUCGAGAAGAUUGAAGGCGUGGCCCAUGUCAUCGAUGCAAAGGCAAUGAGUAAAGACGCUUUGUAUGGUGUACUUGAUCCCAAUACCCGCGAAUGGACAGAUGGAUUGUUCACUUCGGUUAUCAGGAGGAUAAUCGAUAAUGUCCGCGGUGAAAGUGAGAAACGACAAUGGAUCAUUUUCGACGGUGAUGUUGAUCCGGAGUGGGUUGAAAAUUUGAACUCAGUUCUCGACGACAACAAGUUGCUCACCCUACCAAAUGGAGAGCGUCUGGCAAUCCCACCAAAUGUCCGUAUUAUAUUUGAAGUUGCUGAUUUGAAAUAUGCUACGUUGGCUACAGUAUCUCGUUGUGGUAUGGUAUGGUUCAGUGAUGAGGUUGUAACGACGGAGAUGAUGUUCGAGCACUACUUGGCUCGCUUACGCAAUGUCUCCAUUGAAAGCGAUGCAGUGAUUGCCGAAGAUGCAGCGCCGACUCGAUCGGUUACGAUUCAGAGACAGUGUGCCGCUUCGCUUCAAUCUCAUUUCUCUCCAGAUGGCUUGGUUCCAUUGGCUCUCAACUAUGCACUUGCUAAUCUCGAUCAUAUUAUGGUUCCAACGCAGCAGCGGCUCUUGUCAUCAUUCUUUGCCAUGAUGAAUUACUCCGUUCGUUGUGUCAUUAACCACGAUGCUAGUCAAGGGGAUUUCCCAUUAUCACCGGACCAGGUCGAAACCUAUGUGACUCGAACAAUGCUCACAAAUAUGAUCUGGGCGUUCAGUGGUGAUGGCAAAUGGAAGUGUCGUCAACAAAUGAGUGAUUUCAUUCGAAAUUCAACUACCCUCACAUUACCCUCCAAUGAACAGGCUCCACUUAUUGACUUUGAAGUGCAACUGAGUGGUGAAUGGCAACCGUGGUUAAGUCGAGUCCCAGUCAUGGAGAUUGAAGCCCACCGUGUGGCCGCAGCCGAUCUAGUCGUGCCAACGAUUGACACCGUCCGUCACGAGAUGCUCCUCUCGGCUUGGUUGUCAGAGCACAAACCUCUAGUUUUGUGCGGACCGCCUGGUUCCGGAAAGACAAUGACAUUGUUGGCCGCCUUACGGUCGCAACAAGAUAUGGACGUGGUAAACGUCAACUUCUCUUCAUCGACUACGCCAGAACUGCUAAUGAAGACGUUCGAUCACUAUUGUGAAUAUCGCCGCACACCGAAUGGCAUUGUCCUGGCACCAGUCCAGCUGAGCAGAUGGUUGGUGAUCUUCUGUGAUGAGAUCAACUUGCCAGCUCCCGACAAAUACGGUACUCAACGUGUGAUCAGUUUCCUGCGGCAACUUGUGGAAAUGAAUGGCUUCUAUCGGUCAUCGGAUCACUCUUGGGUGUCCCUGGAGCGAAUCCAAUUCGUCGGCGCCUGUAACCCUCCAACAGAUCCUGGCCGUCAUCCAAUGACGCUGCGCUUCUUGCGUCAUGUUCCCGUGGUGUAUGUUGACUAUCCAGGGCAGACGUCACUUCUGCAGAUUUACGGAACCUUUAACAGAGCUAUGCUCAAAACAGUGCCAGCAGUCCGAGGCCUUGCCGAUCCACUCACUAAUGCCAUGGUCGACGUUUACUUGGCCAGUCAGGAACACUUCACUCAAGAUGACCAACCUCACUAUGUAUAUUCGCCUCGUGAACUUACCCGAUGGGUUCGUGGAAUAUCUGAAGCUAUUGCUCCGCUCGAUGGAAUCAGUCCUGAUCAGCUGGUUCGCCUUUGGGCUCACGAAGCACUGCGAUUGUUCCAAGAUCGACUCGUUACCGAAGUUGAACGCGAAUGGACUGAUGAGCUGGUUGAUUCGACAGCGGAAAAGUUUGUUUUGGUGUACUUUGGUGGCGCUUGCAAUAUCAAGGAAUCGUUGCGUCGUCCUCUCCUUUACUCGUGUUGGUUAUCGAAGCACUACGUUCCAGUUACAAGAGACGAACUCAAAGAUUAUGUCACCGCAAGGCUCAAAGGUUUCUACGAGGAAGAACUUGACGUGCAAUUGGUCCUGUUCGAUCAAAUGCUCGAUCAUGUACUGCGUAUCGAUCGUAUUUACCGCCAACCUCAAGGCCAUCUAUUGCUUAUUGGUACUGCUGGAGCUGGAAAGACAACUUUGUCAAGAUUUGUGGCUUGGCUUAAUGGGCUUAGCGUAUUCCAGCUCAAAGUUCACUCUAAAUACACUGCUGCCGAUUUCGACGAGGAUAUGCGAACAGUUUUGCGACGAGCUGGCUGCCGUAACGAGAAGAUGUGCUUCAUCAUGGAUGAAUCAAAUAUGCUGGAUACUGGUUUCCUGGAGAGAUUGAACACGCUGUUGGCCAACGGUGAAGUACCAGGCCUGUUUGAAGGUGACGAACACACUACCCUUAUGACACAGAUCAAAGAAGGAGCGCAGCGCCAAGGUUUGAUGUUGGAUAGCCCUGAUGAAUUGUACAAAUGGUUCACGCUGCAGGUCAUGAGAAAUCUCCACGUUGUGUUCACUAUGAAUCCAUCUGGUAGUGGUCUUCGUGAACGAGCGUCCACGUCACCUGCUCUGUUCAAUCGUUGUGUACUGAACUGGUUUGGUGACUGGGCCGAUACAGCUUUGUAUCAGGUUGGAAUGGAGCUAACCAACACUUUGGAUAUGGAUCGUACCGACUACGAGCCACCGUUUGCAUUGUCGACUGUGUGUGAUUUGGUGCCAACUCCGCCUACGUACCGUCAUGCUGUAAUCAACACAUUGGUGCACUGUCACAAAUCUGUGCAGAAGCUUAAUGAGCAGGAACAAAAGCGAGGACACAGAGUGAUGAUUGUGACACCACGUCACUUCCUUGAUCUCAUUAAACAUUUCAUGAGCUUAUUCCACGAGAAACGUCGUGACCUUGAAGAGGAAAAGGUGCAUCUCAACAUCGGUCUGAAUAAGAUCCGUGAGACGGAAGAGCAAGUGAAGGAACUGCAGAAGAGUCUGACAUUGAAGAGUCGUGAACUGGAGGAGAAGAAAACGGCUGCUAACUUGAAGCUGAAAGAGAUGUUGGCUGAUCAGCAAAAGGCAGAAGAUGAGAAACGUCUGUCCGAGCAACUUCAAAAGGAAUUGUCUGCACAGCUCACGCAGAUAGCAGCGAAGAAAACGGAAGUUCAGAAGGAUCUAAGUCAGGUCGAGCCGGCUGUCGAAGAAGCCCAACAGGCUGUCAAAGGAAUCAGAAAGAACCAGCUUGUAGAGGUCAGGUCUAUGGCAAGUCCACCGGUGAUGGUAAAGCUUGCGCUCGAGGCAAUUUGUAUUCUGCUUGGAGAAAAUGUUGGUACGGAUUGGAAGGCAAUCCGUGGUGUUAUGGUCAAAGACGACUUCAUGCCGCGAAUCCUUGCUUUCGAUACUGACAGUAUCACAACAGACAUUCUGAAGCAAAUGGAUAAAUAUGUGAAUAAUCCGGAUUGGGACUUCGACAAGGUCAACCGUGCUUCACAAGCUUGCGGUCCUAUGGUGAAAUGGGCAAAGGCUCAGCUGCUGUACUCAGGAAUGUUGCACAAGGUAGAGCCUCUUCGUAACGAGCUCAAACGGCUCGAAUCUGACGCCAAGAAGAAGACCCAGGAAGGCAAUGAGGUGAAAGCACGCAUAGCUCAACUAGAGCAAUCGAUCGCUGCAUACAAGGAGGAAUACGCGCAAUUGAUUGGACAAGCCGAAAGUAUCAAGAUGGAUUUGGCUACUGUUCAAGAAAAGGUUGGACGAUCAACGGAGUUGUUGUCGUCGCUGAGAUCUGAACGUGACCGUUGGUCUGGUGGUUGUGAUGGAUUCGCUCAACAAAUGGAUACGCUUGUUGGAGAUGCGUUGCUUACUGGAGCUUUCCUUGCUUAUGCGGGUUACUUUGAUCAACAGCUUCGAGACGUCUUGUUCCAUCGCUGGAUUGAUCACGUGCAUGGGGCUGGCGUGAAGUUCCGUUCUGAUCUUGCUCGAAUCGAGUACCUCAGUACUGUUGACGAUCGCCUGCAGUGGCAGAAGAAUGCAUUACCGGUGGAUGAUUUGUGCACGGAGAACGCGAUUAUGUUGCAUCGCUUCAAUCGCUAUCCACUUAUCAUCGAUCCAUCUGGCCAAGCUUCUGAAUACAUAAUGAAGCAGUUCGCUGGAAGAAAUAUCCAGAAAACAAGUUUCUUGGAUGAUUCAUUCAGAAAGAAUCUCGAAUCCGCUCUUCGAUUUGGUAAUUCGUUGUUGGUGCAAGAUGUCGAAAGUUACGAUCCUAUUCUCAAUCCUGUUCUGAAUAAGGAGGUAAAACGUACUGGAGGACGUGUUCUGAUAACGAUCGGAGAUCAGGACAUUGACUUGUCGCCAGCAUUCCAGAUAUUCCUCAUCACUAGAGAUGCUUCGGUGGAGUUCACUCCUGAUGUAUGCUCUCGAGUGACGUUUGUCAACUUCACUGUCACAUCCUCAAGUCUUGCUAGCCAAUGUCUCAAUCAAGUUCUCCGAAGUGAACGACCAGACGUUGAUAAGAAGCGUAGCGAUUUGUUGAAGCUGCAGGGAGAAUUUGCUGUGCGCCUCCGCCAACUCGAAAAAGCGCUGUUAGCAGCAUUGAACGAAAGCAAGGGUAAAAUUUUGGACGACAACUCCGUUAUUGGCACUCUCGAAAAAUUAAAGAACGAAGCGUCAGAAGUGGCAAAGAAGGCAGCUGAGACUGAUAAAGUCAUGGCUGAGGUGGAAGCGGUUUCUGCUCAGUAUCAACGACUGGCUCAUGCCUGUGCCCAGAUUUUCCAUACUUUGCAGCAGCUCAACGAGGUGCACUUCUUGUACCAUUACUCGUUGGACUUCCUUUUGGACAUCUUCACUUGUGUGCUGAAAUCUCCCGAAUUGGUUCAAACUCAAGAUCAUAUGCAGCGGCUCAAUAUUAUCACGUCGAAUUUGUUCCAAACAGUUUAUCGUCGUGUGUCACGCGGUAUGUUGCAUGCGGACAAGGUACUGUUGGCCUUGCUGCUCAUGCGAAUUUCUCUACGAUCUGUGGGUGGCGAACCAUCGUACGAUGCACAAUGGGAUCUUUUGCUCGGACGCAGUGAACUCUUUGCAUCAAAGACGGCUCAUCAAUCACCACCAACAGCUCUACCAUAUCUCACUCCUCAGCAUAUGGGUGCUCUGAAUAAAGCACAGAAACUACCAGGUUUUGAAAAUAUCCUGGAUAUCAUGUGCGCUCAAGCCGCGCAGAUUAAGCAGUGGAUGGCUUUGGAUAAUCCGGAAGCGGCAGUUCCUACGCUUUGGGAGGAUUCAGAGCAGAAAUUGACAAGUAUUGGUGUUGCGAUGAAUCAGCUGAUUGUGGUGCACUGCCUACGACCCGAUCGUCUGAUGGCCAGUGCUCAUCGUCUAGUAUCAGCAGCAUUCGGUGAAAGCUUUAUGCAACAGGAUAAGGUUAUCGAUCUCCAUGAUAUUAUUGAUAAUGAGGUGUCCUCUUCUGAUCCUGUCCUGCUAUGCUCAGCCACAGGUUAUGACGCCUCUGGUAAGAUUGAAGAUCUCGGAAUACAAACGGGUCGACAGGUCACUUCGAUUGCAAUCGGUUCCUCAGAAGGUUUCAGCCAGGCUGAUGCGGCUCUCACAGCUGCGUCAAAGUCUGGCCGAUGGGUGCUCCUCAAAAAUGUUCACUUGGCACCUCAAUGGCUUGGUAAUAUGGAGAAACGGCUGCAUACCCUCAAGCCACAUGCGAACUUCCGUCUGUUCCUCACCGCCGAAAUUCAUCCGAAACUGCCCACAUCUGUACUCAGGGCUUCUCGUUUGGUAGUCUUCGAACCAGCCACUGGACUGAAGGCCAAUCUGUUACGGUCAUUGGCUACCCUUCCUGCUACUCGCCUUGCUAAAGCUCCUGCUGAACGUAGUCGGCUAUACUUGCUCAUCUGCUGGCUCCAUGCUCUGGUUCAGGAAAGACUGAGGUAUACACCUCUGGGUUGGGCAAAUGCGUACGAGUUCUCCGAUGCAGAUCUACGUGUUGCAUGUGAUACUCUCGAUGCAGCCGUUGAUGUUGUGGCCCAAGGUCGUGCCAACGUAGCUCCGGAGAAGCUCCCAUGGACAACAUUAAGAACGCUGCUCAGUCAGUGCAUCUACGGAGGAAAGAUUGACAACCACUUCGACCAGGUUCUACUCGACUGUAUCUUGGAGAGGUUGUUUACGGCAAAGAGUUUCGAGCCAGAACAUGUACUUGUUAGUAAAUUCGAUGGCGACACCCCACUGACCACUCCUGAUGCGACACAACGUGACCAGCUUUUGGCUUGGGUUGAAGGAAUCAAGAGUCAGCAGCUUCCUGCCUGGCUAGGAUUGCCAAAUAAUGCUGAGAAAGUGCUGCUCACAUUGAGAGGCGAAUCGAUGUUGAGAAACCUCCUGAAGGUGUCUGAUGAUGAGCUGGCGUUCGUUGGUGACGGCGAGAAAGAAGUGAAGCCACAAUGGAUGGCCCAGUUAGGAGAACUAGCCCAGCAAUGGCUGAAACUUUUACCCAAGGAUAUCGUACGAAUGAAACGUACCGUGGAGAAUAUCAAAGAUCCACUAUUCCGUUUCUUCGAGCGAGAAAUCAAUUUGGGAGCUCAGUUGCUACGCGAUAUCCGACACGAUCUCGAAGAAAUUCUCUCCGUAUGCCGCGGUGAGCGUAAACAGAGCAAUGAAACGCGAGCCCUUGCGUCAGCCCUACAGAAAGGAGUUGUUCCCACAAACUGGCAACGUUACACUGUUCCUAAGGAUGUAACUGUUAUGGAUUGGGUUGUCGACUUCAACGAGCGGGUCAAACAGCUCAUACGGGUCGGUACCAGUGAUAAUCUGAAGCGCGAAGAAGUGUGGCUGGGUGGUACGUUCUCGCCAGAGGCCUAUGUGACAGCUACGAGACAGCAAGUUGCUCAAAUGAAUACGUGGUCGCUUGAACAGCUUCAUCUACAUGUGGUUAUUGGAAGGACCGAUCGUUUGGAUGUUGUUCGUCUAACGGGCAUGGAACUUCGUGGAGCAGAAACUACCGGAGGAAAUGCACUACGUCUUUCUGAUGAGGUGAAGACGGCAUGUGACUGUGUCGAAUUCUCAUGGAAACAGGAACCUGCUAACGGUGUCCGUCUACCGCUGUACCUGUACGGUGAUCGUCGUCAAUUGGUGACUGCUCUAGCGUUUGCCGUCUCACCGGCUACGGCGUUCUACGAGCGAGGAGUAGCCCUCGUUGCCAACGCGGCCCUUAGUUAA
Haemonchus placei is the source of this 13686-nucleotide messenger RNA. NCBI's taxonomy places the organism in Eukaryota, Metazoa, Nematoda, Chromadorea, Rhabditida, Trichostrongylidae. The record is from the annotation of a GenBank genome assembly.